UUCAAAGAAGACGAAGAUAUUUUAUGUGGUUUUAGCGGUCGUAAACUACGAAAGUUGGAUAUCAGAAAACACUCAGGCGGUUUUCGAUUCUCUCAGAACUUUCCAGAUAUUUCUUUAGUUCUCCUUUCCACUGCUAACAGUUCUCCUUUCUUCCUUUCCACUUCAUCGUACUCUGUUCUCCCCUCUCUUUUAUUGAGAAAUAGGGUUUCCUGUUAUGCUAUUACUGAAUAGGGAAUCUGAAAAUGGUUGAAGUUGAAAUAGAACCCGACGUGGAGGUAGGAGCGGCGGAGAAGAAGAAGAAGAAUGACGAAAAAGAUGGAUCCUUGGAGGUUGUUCGAUGGGAACGAUUCUUACCGCGAAUGGUUCUUAGAGUGCUUUUAGUCGAAGCCGAUGAUUCCACUCGUCAGAUUAUCGCCGCUCUUCUUCGUAAAUGCAGUUACCGAGUUGCGGCUGUUUCCGAUGGUUUAAUGGCGUGGGAGACUUUAAAGGAUCGACCUCAUAACAUUGAUCUUAUAUUGACUGAAGUAGAGUUGCCUUCAAUGUCUGGAUACGCGCUUCUUACUUUGGUCAUGGAACAUGAUAUCUGCAAAAAUAUUCCAGUUAUAAUGAUGUCAUCGGAAGAUUCAUUUAGCAUGGUUCUGAAGUUUAUGUUAAAAGGUGCAGCUGACUUUCUUAUCAAGCCUGUUCGGAGGAAUGAGUUGAGGAAUCUGUGGCACCAUGUUUGGAGAAGACAAAUGCUAGUCGGUGGAUGUUCUCCGCAUAAUCUAACUGCUACAGAACAUAAAGUUGAAGCCGCAGCUGAGAACAAUGCUGUGAGUAACCAAUCCACUGAUGAUGGAUCAUCAACAAAGAAAAUCAAAGAAAAGAGUGCUACCCAAGUUCUUUCGCAAUGGAAGUGUACGAGUUCAAAUCAUAGUGAUACAGGCAGAGUGCAGCUGGGAAAUGUUGUCAAGCUGGGUCAAGAGUCGUUUGAAAAUAUGGGCCAAGCGGAAGGGAUAUCUGGGAAGCUAUUUUCAACUGAAAAUUCAAAGAGAUUUGUAAAGGAGGUAGCUCAUUGCAGUGACACUGGUGAAUCCAUUGCAUCAAAAUUGGAAGAAAACUCUGCUUUCUUUGAAGGGAUCACACAUGAUACUGUUGGACUAGAAAGUGAAGGAGGAUCUGGGUAUUUUUCUGCGAGAGUUGGAUGCAACAACAAAUUAAUGGAAUCUCCCACUGGAGCUAUUGAUUUAAUUGCUUCAUUUGAUAAACACCCUAGGAGCAACUUUUCAAUAAGUGAUGGUGGAGACAAGUCUGAAUGUUCUCCUCAGUUGGAGCUUUCUUUGAGAAGAUCUUGUUUAGUGAGCACAAAGAAUCAAGGUUCCAGUGAAAAGCAUGUACUAAACCAUUCUGAUGCAUCGGCCUUUUCAUGGUAUAAGAAUAGGAAGUCGUUGCAACCCAUUUUCCCUGCACUAGAUGGCAACCAUGCUGCAUUGAAGGUGGAUGACAGCAAACCCAUACGAGACUUGGAAAGUAACAACAGCAUUUCUCAACCUCAUGUUGUUACAACGAGUGAUAGUUGGGAGAACCUUCCUAGUUCAGUUAAAGGCCAAUCUGACAUAACAUAUUCAAACACCCCACCAGGGGUGUUUUCUGUUACGGGUGUGAGGAGGGAUGAUAUGCAUGCUGGAUGUAAUAAUAUCCUCCCACACUUUUAUCGUACACAAUCAGGUUUACCCUCUUCAUGUAGUCCCAAACAUGCAGCAAAGCAAGAAUAUGCUCCCAUUCCUGUGAGCACCUCGGUGCAUUCAGAUCCUGAUUUUCAUGACUCAGAACAAGGUUACCACUGGUCUGAUGAAACAACCAAUUCUUCUGUUGUUCAAACUGUUCAAGGGCAGGAAAAACAGGAGCCCGUUGAGGAACUAAGGUGCAGUUCUCUUAUUGACGAUCAGAGUGCUUGCAGUCAUUUAUGUAAUGAUGUCUCAGAUAAUGAGAAGAGCUCCGCACAUGGUGUUAUGAGUUGGGGCAAUGCAAGUACUAGGGCUGCUAUUGCUGCUGCAAUUGAUAAAACCACAGAGAUUUCCAAUAGCAGCAAUCGCUUUGUGCAUGAUGGAUUAAAAGGGAUGGAUACUCAUCACACCAGCCAAAGAGAAGCCGCUUUGACAAAGUUCCGACUUAAGCGGAAAGAUCGAUGUUUUGAGAAAAAGGUUCGAUAUCAGAACCGGAAGCGACUGGCAGAGCAGCGUUCCCGAGUAAAAGGACAGUUUGUCAAGUGCAACAUGACACCCACACCCCUGUAGAUGAUGGCAAGGAGCUUAAUUCUUGUGAAAACAUGAAGCCAUAUAAUUUAUGUUGCAAGCAUCUUCAAGAAGUUUGACUUGGAAGAAAGAAGGAUCAUAUGAUAACCGAAAUAUUUUGGAAGUAGGGAGGUAGUCUUGAUCAUUUUCCUGUGUGAUUGAAAUGCACAUUGGACAACUGACUUAUUGUAGUUAGGCAGGUUAGUUGUAUAUAUAUAUAUAUACAUAUACACUAUAAUUUGCUUCAAUAUAUGGGCCUUUAAUAU
Hibiscus syriacus is the source of this 2539-nucleotide messenger RNA. Its product is annotated as two-component response regulator-like APRR9. Gene Ontology annotation, biological process: cytokinin-activated signaling pathway; phosphorelay signal transduction system. Gene Ontology annotation, molecular function: protein binding. The record is from RefSeq and is a predicted model, not a curated record. The transcript has 8 exons. Lineage: Eukaryota; Viridiplantae; Streptophyta; Magnoliopsida; Malvales; Malvaceae. Bases 243 to 2276 code for a protein of 677 amino acids.